AAGUUUACCAAAAACGAGGCAAAAUGUUUCGAUUUCUAUUUGUGAUUCUGUUCCUGUCGAUUGUAGUGCAGGCAGAUUAUAUUAUUCACCAUCCAUGUGUCUUCUCACAUGGAUCAACGCCACCCCCUGUACCUAAUUGGGUUUGGGUUGAGGGAUGCAAUGAAUCGGGUUGCUCUGUACCAAAUGGCUCAACGCGAAAAGUACGCACUGGAUUCUACCCUCUUUCCACCCACUAUCGUCUCCACGGGUACGUAAGGACAUUCUUCCUUGGCAUUGAGUUUCCCAUCGAACAGCCCGAUGAAUUGUACAAUCUCUGUGACCACAUCGAAGAUGGAUGCCCAAUCUACGUUGGUCGCGAGAGAAGUGCAGAACUUACAAUUCAAGGCUACUCCCCCAUCUCAGGUGUGACAGUGAGGGUGGAAAUUACAGUCACUGAUAAAGAUACUGAUGAAAUUGUCGCAUGCGGAGCUGGAGAUGUGACAGUUACUUCGCCAUAAACACAGCUGUUCUUGAACUCCCACAUUACGUACUAUCUCAGUCUGGAUUUUCUAAUAGAUUAUAAAAUUUUUGAAAAUUUCUUCGCAGACUUCUGGCAUUGAGAGUAUCCGGGAUUCUUGGCUUCAAUUAGUGCUUGUUGAAAUUUAAUGAAUUGUCGUGCAGUUUUAAGUUUUAAAGUGGACGAUUGACUGAAAGGAAAAGACUUCUCUCUUCAAUCGAAAGAUUGUGAAUAAAAUAUUAAGAAGCGAAGUAAAAAUAAAUAAACGUUCAAAAAAAAU
Messenger RNA from Lutzomyia longipalpis, 776 nucleotides. RefSeq lists its product as uncharacterized. The record is from RefSeq and is a predicted model, not a curated record. The transcript has 3 exons. Lineage: Eukaryota; Metazoa; Arthropoda; Insecta; Diptera; Psychodidae. Bases 24 to 497 code for a protein of 157 amino acids.